UCGGACAUUAAUGAACAACAAAUCAAAAAACGAAAUGAAACAAAUUGGCUUUACUUUAAAAACCAGACAGCCAACGUAAAGGGUUUCAUAUUGCUGCGAUGAUGAUGCCUGAAGAUUCAUAUCUUCCAGCAUCGAACAGUGUCCAUAUAAGGAACCCCAUUGAAAUGCAAUAACAUCUCCGAAUAUACACUAUUAAUAUACCAUUCGUUUUUAUGCAUAUAAACGUACCUACCCAAUUACAUGCAUCAACUGUCGAUUAUUUUGAUGAUUUUCUUUAUGAUGACACGUAACUUGACAUUUGGUCAAUUUACCGAAUUUUCUGCCGAUUACAAAGAUAACAAUGUUAUUGAUUAUACGUUCCGAUAUUAUGUUGAUGAUGAAAAGUUUGGCGUUUCAAUGGAUCAUUGGGAAGAAAAGCGAGAUGAUCGGGUAAUUGGUCGUUAUGCACUGUUGCAACCCGGAGGAUACGUUCGAUCUGUUUAUUAUGUUGUCGAUGGUAGAAGCGGAUUUCGAUCGACUGUGCAGACGAGAAUGAUAGGUGCUCCACCGUCGACACAUUUUCUACAAAAAUCAUCUGUACCAUAUCAACACCAUGUACCGAUCGCUGUCAUUUAACAAGGCAACAAACUCGCUAAUGAUCUUGAAAUGUUAAAAUGACAAGGAAAGAAGUUGAAUAAAUGGUUCAGAAA
This is a messenger RNA of Bradysia coprophila, 689 nucleotides long. RefSeq names its product Cuticular protein 62Ba. Gene Ontology annotation, cellular component: extracellular matrix. The record is from RefSeq and is a predicted model, not a curated record. Lineage: Eukaryota; Metazoa; Arthropoda; Insecta; Diptera; Sciaridae.